This is a messenger RNA of Trichophyton rubrum CBS 118892, 2749 nucleotides long. RefSeq lists its product as uncharacterized. Bases 1 to 1704 code for a protein of 567 amino acids. Gene Ontology annotation, cellular component: cytoplasm. Lineage: Eukaryota; Fungi; Ascomycota; Eurotiomycetes; Onygenales; Arthrodermataceae. The record is from RefSeq and is a predicted model, not a curated record. The transcript has 2 exons. Gene Ontology annotation, molecular function: NEDD8 activating enzyme activity. Gene Ontology annotation, biological process: protein neddylation.
AUGGCCUCGCAUGCCGCCCCAACCGCUAAGGAGAGGAAGUACGACCGCCAGCUGCGACUCUGGGCUGCUAGCGGCCAGCAAGCCCUAGAGUCUUCUCGAGUGCUUCUAAUAAACUCCGAUGGCCCAGUGGAUAGUGAUGGCUCGGAAUUGACUGGUGUCGUGGGCGUUGAGACUCUGAAGAAUCUCGUGCUGCCUGGGAUAGGUGGCUUCACGAUUGUUGAUCCUGCAACCGUCUCUGAGGUUGAUCUAGGCGUGAACUUCUUUCUAUCUGAGGACAGCCUCGGUAAAUCUAGAGCUGAGGAGACAUGUAAAUAUCUUCGGGAGCUUAAUGAAGAUGUUGAUGGGCAAGCGUAUACAAUGACCAUUUUAGAUAUUCUCGAAGAUGAAGACUUUCUUCCCCAGCAUCAGCUUGUCAUUGUUUCCGGGCCAAUAAGGCAGUCUAUCCUUCGAACCAUAUCACAAACUACAAGGCGGCUGGAUAUACCCCUAAUCUACACACAUUCGGUAGGGUUUUAUGCGUCCUUUUCGCUGCAGCUACCAUCCGCUUUCCCCGUAGUCGAGACACACCCUGAUGCCAGCUCCACUGAAGACCUUCGUUUAACAAAUCCGUGGCCGGAACUUGCGGCUGCAGCAAGCAAGGCAGGGAACCUGGAUAGUAUGGACGACCACGAGCAUGGACAUGUUCCGUAUUUGAUACUUUUGCUACACUUCCUCGAGAAGUGGAAGGCCAACCAUAACGGCCUAUACCCUCAGAACUACCGGGAAAAGUCCGAGUUUAGGGACAUGGUUAGAUCUCAUGCUAGAACUAAUAAUCCUGAAGGAGGCGAAGAAAACUUCGACGAGGCUGUGGCGGCUGUCCUAAAGAGUAUUGGUCCCUACUCCUUAAGUAGUGACUUGCGCAAUGCCUUUGAUAUGGAUGAGUGCUCGCAAUUAACAACUAAAUCACCCAAUUUCUGGAUAAUAGCAGCCGCAGUCAAAGAAUUUUAUGAAACACAUUCAGUUCUUCCUUUGUCCGGGUCACUACCGGACAUGAAGGCGCAGUCGUCAGAUUAUAUCUGGUUACAAAACAUAUAUAAGUCAAAAGCACGAAGGGAUGCGGCUGAAGUGCUUGCCACUGUUCGGAAUCUUGAAUGCAAGCUACGUGCCGGCCGGGAGAGGGUGCCGAUAUCAGAAAAGGAGAUUGACACUUUCUGCAAGAACGCAGCUCAUAUCAAAGUGAUUAAGGGCAACGAGAUUCCAAUAUUAUCGCCUGUGCCAUCAGGAGGAAUUUCGCAGCGAACAGUGAAGGCUAUUAAGAGCAGCCUGCAAAACCCUGAUUCUCUCAUUCCCAUUUUCAUUGCGCUGAGUACUCUUGACGGCCUAGUGACGGAAUUCAAAGAGACAGGCCAUGUAGGAAUGACGGAGGAACCAUCGUACAUUGAUAAAACCGACAACUGGACAGCAAUGCUCUCGAAAGUCCUAGCUGGUCUAGGCCAGGAGGAAAAUGGUAUGGAUGAAAGUGAGAGCGAGAUUAGGUCCCGGAUUGAGUCGGCCAUAUCGGAAGUACGGCGAGCGGGGAUUGGAGAACUGCAUAAUAUCUCAGCCAUGGCAGGUGGGUGUAUAGCUCAGGAGGCCCUCAAAGUGCUUACAAGACAGUAUGUUCCCCUUGACAAUACCUUUAUCCUAGAUGGGGUAAGGUCUCGGGGUGAGAUGUUUAGAUUAUGAGGUAUGUAGGUAGCAGUUGCAUUAAGAUGAUACACAUGACGAGCAGCUUCAUUUCUGGUAGGAUAAGGAUUUAUUCUAGUUCUAAGAAAAUAAAGAAAUUGAGGGGUUUUUUUUUUUAAUAAAUAUCGCAGGGCAAAAAAUAUGACGUGUAUCAUUUACAACGAAAUAUUAUGCAACUGUAGCAUUACCAUAUAUGCUAAAUAGGACGAAGUAAACAAUGAGACCAGCGGGCGACUGCUGUCCAUUUAGGUAUGUCGUUACUAUUAUACAAGAUGAAGGUAAAUGGGUAUAUAGAAAGAGACAAAUUGUCGUUAUAAAACUCCAACGAGGCCACCAAAAAUAAGUGCAGUACUUAUCCCUAGAACAAAUGUGGUGUUGAUACUAGUGGAUAUCCGUACUGCAAGACUCUGACUGAAGGUCGGUCUUGUCCGAAGCAUGAGUGAGGAGAUAUGGUAUGGCCCUCACUGUCGGUUCGCGGACCCUCCCUGUCUCCUCUGUCCGUAGGAUUAGCCGUACCUGAUACGAGUGGUGGUGACUUCAUAGGAUCUGCACCGAGGUGGAAAGUAGUGUCGAGGUAGAUUACCUCUGAAGGGUUUACGGUAAAAGUAUGGCCAUCAACCGCAAAUGUGGUCGGGGUAGAAUUACUAGUAAUAGUAGUGCGUGACGGCCCAUUUCCAAGAGUGACGGAGUCAGUCUCCUGAAUAGUGAUAGGGAUCCCACCCAGGUUGAACAUGGUUCUGGUAGGGACUGAAUGGGAGUGGCCUGCACCUUCUGAGGUGAUAGGCCCCGGAUCAACUGGCAUGGAGCUACCGGGAGGCUGAGCAAGCGUUGUUUGUCGAGAGGCUUGAGAGCUCCCUUGGCUACCUCCUUGCUGACCAUUUGGAGUACCGCUCUGAGGCCUUCCUUGACUGUUUUCUGGACGGCCUUCCGGGCUAUUACCCUGGCUGGCUGAAGAAGUAGUUCCCUGAGAACCGCUGUGAGGUUCGUCUGGGGAGCCAGAAUCUGACUUUGAUUUACCGGACGGCCGAGAAGCACUCGAGUCGUC